Molecule: messenger RNA, 1383 nt
Organism: Fonticula alba
Lineage: Eukaryota; Rotosphaerida; Fonticulaceae
Exons: 7
Coding region: 79-1098 (339 amino acids)
Biological process (GO): proteasome-mediated ubiquitin-dependent protein catabolic process; nuclear membrane reassembly; autophagosome assembly
Cellular component (GO): nucleus; cytosol
Molecular function (GO): ubiquitin binding
Source: RefSeq, a predicted model, not a curated record
CCUCCCCCCUCUUCCACCUCCAGCGCCCCUCCCCCCCCCCCUUCUCCGCUCUCCCUCAUCCCAUCCUUGCCCGUAAGAAUGUCCAGCGACGGAUCGUCUUCCUCCAGGCGCCAGGCCAACAAUGGCUCCCCCCGCAUCAUGAACAUGUCGGACCUCAUCCGGUCGAAUGACCCCGGCGAUGCUCCGGGCGAGAAUCGCCACAACGAGUAUUUCGCUGGCGGCACGCGCUCUGGCUUGGCCAUUGAGGGCCCGGACCAGGGCCGCCCCGGUGAUGCCCCGGCCGACCUCCGCAGCAUGUUCCUCCAGCACGCCUACCAGAACCAAGUCCAGGCAUCUGACACCGACAGCGCAUACGACUCGCAGGAGGCGUCGACUUCCUUCACCGGGACCUCCUACCGCCUGGGGCUGGCCAACGGCUCGCCCAGCAUGAGCCCCUCCACCUCCAGCCAGGGAGCCCUGAAUGCCCAGUCGGAGGCGGCCCCCCAGUCCCGGCGGGUGUACCUCCUCAUGUACACCGAUGGGUUCGGCUUCUCCAACUCGGCUGAGGGCCCGGCCGAGCCGCUGCACUCCUUCGCCGAUGAGGCAUCUCACGAGCUGCUGCAAGUCGUCAUGUCCGGGCGCAUCCCGCGCGAGCUUCUCCCCCGGCUCGGGGUUGCGGCCGACAGUCCCACCCUGCACACCGACAUCCAGGUGGUUACCUUCAACCAUCCGGCGCCGACCCCCCCGGCGCCGAAGUUCGCCGGGACCAGCCUGCGCCUGGGGUCGGCCGGCGGUGCUGAUGAGGCGGCCGCCAACUCCAUUGCCAAUACCACCGACUUUUCCUCCCCGGCGGAGAUCUCCCUGCCGGCCGGCAGCCCGGGCUCCUUCAUGGUUCGCGUUCGCCUGGCCUCUGGCUCGAACCUGACCGUGCGGCUUAAUGACAGCCAUACUGUCCUCGAUCUGUACAACCACAUCCGGGCCGUCAAUUCCGACUCGAAUCAGCGUCGCUUCAUGCUGAAGAGCACUCUCCCGGGGUCGGAUGUUGUUGCGGACAUCCAGAAUGUCACGGUCAAGGGGGCUGGCUGGGCCGGGUCCACCCUGGCUCAAUCGUGGCUGUGAGCGCGCCCGCUCCGUGGCAACCAGCAACCAGCCUUGUCCCUCCUUUGCCCCUUCCUCCCAGAAGAAGAGGGAGUGGUAGCAGGACGGGCCCGGGGGGGGGGGGAGGCAUAAACGCCGCCCGUCCAACGUCCUCUGUGUCAACCUCGCCAUCGCGCCCCCUCCCAGCCCGGGACAGGGCCGGGUCGCUGUGAGAUCAUCAUGAACUUCAAAUAAACCCGCACCCGUGCAUGUGCAUACGUGUAAACAUGUCCCUCUCUGGCUGUGCACAUUCGUGGAGAUGCGCAC